UUUGGGGAGCAGGUGUGGCAUAAUGGUUGAUACAGUGGCUCCAGCACCGGCGUCAGCCUCAUUCAAUAACUCGACGAACUCCGGCCUUCAGUUGGGCCAGAACUAUGGCUCCAUGGAAGCGUCGUUCUACAGUGAUGCCAUUCAACAAGUGACCAUCGCUGCGGGAGCUUCCGUUUAUAUGGGAGAGAAGCAGACAGUCGAAGAGAAAUUGCUUGACGCCCUGGUUGCAGGCGAUUCUGGAGAUCGACACGACAUCGCUCGCGCUUUUCCUGGCACUUGCGAGUGGAUCUUCGAGUGUGCGGCCUUCCAGAGCUGGAUCCAAACAAGUCCCCCGACAAUCACCCCCCUAUAUAUUCGCGGGAUUCCCGGCAGCGGCAAGACUGUACUGUUAAAAUUUCUGACAAAGGCCAUCCAGUCCAACCUGCGGUCGAGCGCCACCCCUCAGUCGCCCGCACUAACAGAGGACGUGGUCCUAAGUCCAGAGGUCGGGACUCCGGGCAAAACCAUUGCAGUGGCUUGUUUCUGCGACGAUAAGAACGAGCACCGCAAAGCCCCGAUCUGGGUUCUGCGGACCCUGCUAUACAAGCUGCUCCAACUGAACCGAGGUCUGAUCAAAUACGCACUUCAACAUGUUCAGAACCUCGAAGACCUGCAGGGAGCAUCGAGCGGGAGCACGGUUGAAGUCGAUGAAUUCCAGUCACGCGAUGUUCUGCUCAGAAUCAUCGAGGACAUCGUUGCGGAUCCCUCGUUAGAAGUGUUGUAUUUUGUCAUUGACGGAUUGGAUCAAUGCGGACAUUUCAUUGCUCCCAUUCUCCGGAUAAUGAAUGAUUUGUCCACCCGAAUCAACAAGAAGGCCAACGAUCUGGGCCGAAAGUUCAUCUUCCGAUGCAUCAUUUCAGACCGAGGCAGUGCAAUUGUCGCUGACAAGAUGUUGCCCGAGUUCACGGUGAACAUGCCCGAUGGCAACCAAGAGGACAUUGGGCAAGUCGCCGAGAGACGGGUACGGCGCAUUCAAGAGUAUCGCAAGUUCCCUGACAGGCUCCGUGAGGAUAUCACGGACCAGCUCAAGGAGAGCUCAAAGGGCAUGUUCAUGUGGCUGUCGCUCGUCUUGGACGACCUAUCCACAUGGGAGGGUCUUUGGACCGAGUCCCGGGUCAAGGAAAGGCUCCAUAACAUCCCCUCCGAUGUCGAGGCUUUUUACAGCGCAAUCCUGGAGCGACAGUCGCGGGAUGUGGUUGGCAGACUGCGAACGCUCCUCAUGUGGGUCUACUUCGCCUGCCGUCCGUUGACGCUGAGAGAAUUGGAUGUGAUUCUUACGCUACAGGAUGGGAAGGAAUAUACGGGGGGGAGCGCCUCCGAGGAGGAUCUCCAUGCGUUGCGACACAGUAUCGAGAACAGCUGGGGCACGCUUUUCACAGUCCGCAGUGACGCUGUGUAUCCGAGUCAUCAGUCCGUCAAGGACUUCCUGAACCAUGUAUUCAGCGAGGAAGGGGCCAAGGACUAUCCCAGGUUCGGGAUGAGCAAGGCCGAUGCCCACCGACAGAUGGCUUCGGUCUGUUUGACGUAUCUGCAAUUCGACGAAAUCCAGCGCCACGAAGUGCCCAAGCCACCUGUGAAUAAAGAUUGGAAGAUCGAUGAAGUCGAGCUGACAAAGACCCGGCAAAAGUACCUCUCGGGGUACCCCUUCCUUCAGUAUUCCAUUGAGUUCCUCGGAGACCAUCUUCGCGAAAGUCAGAUCCAGGAAGAAAGUGAUGUAACUGGCAUGAAGCGGUUCUUCGAGGCCGAGUCGGUGCCAUUGCAAAAUUGGAUGAAGGCGUAUGAUCUUCUCAAGCGGUGGACACAUGGCAAGUACUCUGGCUUUUCCACCAGCACCAGCCUCCUCUUUGUGUCUGCCCGACUUAACCUUCCUUGGCUGGCGGACCGCGCCACGUCGUGGAAUUCGUACUUUUCGCUUCCAUCGGCCGUCGCAGCGCCUGACACCUCCGGAUGGAGCGCGAUACACAUCGCCGCGGACUCUGAGGCGGUCGAGAUGGUUCGCUGGCUGUUGCAAAACGGAGCGAUCGUUGAUGCGACCACCCUGGGGCUCCUCCAUCCCGGUCGCACGGCCCUGCACUUUGCGGCCGCCGAACGCUCCGAGGCGGGACCGCAGAUGGUUAAGGAGCUGCUCAAGGCUGGGGCCAGGCCAAACAUCUUCACCCGAGGCGGCGGCAAUACAUCACUCCAUUAUGCCAUUGACGGGCGAUCCGUCGAAACGGUGACCACGUUGCUCGCUCACUCCGCGGACCCGAAUGCCACCAACAGCUCCGGCAUCACGCCCCUUCAUAAAGCGGCGGGAAUCCUGGGACUCGAGGCCAUCGUCGAAGCCCUCCUCAAGGGUGGCGCGGACCCCAACCGCAAGUCCACCGUCGGAAUAGGACUCGCCGCCCGGGGUCUCGCGGCCUUCAAAGCUUCAAAGACUCUUCUCGGUACCUACCACGCCAUCAACGCAGCGCAGACCGCCCUCCACAUCGCCGUCAAGGUGAAAGAUGCGGAGCGAACCGUGGAUGCGCUUCUCAAUCAUGGCGCGGACGUGACCAGCCGCGACAGCAUUGGCCAGACACCGCUUCACGUAGCGGUCGUCGGCAUGGACCGCGAGGUCAUGGUGAAGCGGCUCCUCGAGCAUGGCGCUGAUGUCAACGCCAAGGACGACGAGCAUCGCACGCCGCUGCUCCUGUUCUUGCAGACUGUUGGGGCGAUAGCGCAUGAGCUGCGCUCUCAGGGGCAAGCCGAGUUGCUGUCGGACUUGGAUGGCCAGGCAUCGUGGGAGAGAACGGUAGAGCUACUGCUUGACGCUGGGGCCGACCCGUCCGCUGAGGGCAAGAACAAGGUAUCGCCGUUGAUGUUUGCCAAGAUGGCAUCGAUGAGUUGGGCAGUGGAGAUCAUGGAGCGGAAGCACAAAAGCGCAGAAAAGGCGCCAGGCGUGGACACUCAGGAGAUUCACGAACCGGAGGCUGUGAGUGGAGUGUCGCCAGGACCGGAGCCCGAGAAGAAGGGUUUCCUACAGAACCAGGCUAGUAAAUUCAUACCGAAGAAACUGAAGUGGUAGGCGUGCGUUUGUGUCGUGAUCGUGUGUGAUGGCGGUCGGUGUUGUUUCUGGAUCGUGUAGCAUACUCUGUUUCGAAUUC
This is a messenger RNA of Aspergillus saccharolyticus JOP 1030-1, 3164 nucleotides long. RefSeq names its product putative skeletrophin. The transcript has 4 exons. Lineage: Eukaryota; Fungi; Ascomycota; Eurotiomycetes; Eurotiales; Aspergillaceae. Gene Ontology annotation, molecular function: protein binding. Bases 23 to 3085 code for a protein of 1020 amino acids. The record is from RefSeq and is a predicted model, not a curated record.